Opisthorchis viverrini is the source of this 258-nucleotide messenger RNA. RefSeq lists its product as hypothetical. The transcript is spliced from 2 exons. Lineage: Eukaryota; Metazoa; Platyhelminthes; Trematoda; Opisthorchiida; Opisthorchiidae. The record is from RefSeq and is a predicted model, not a curated record. The coding region runs from base 1 to 258 and encodes 85 amino acids.
AUGAUUUGGCCAGAAUUACAGGGUGGCCAGAGCGUUUAUCGACGAUUUGAUCACUGGGCCCACUAUGGUUAUUCGUCCGCCCUCUCCGAUUUGGCACAACAGCUAGCCGUGUGUGAGGUAACAUCAACAGAAAUGGUUUAUUCAUCCCAUCUUAAUUCCCAACAUACGUUUCAGACCAUUGUACGAGGAUUACCUUCUCUGCUUCGUUUCAAAUGGGCCAAAGCUGUCGCUAACAUCAGACGAGAAGAUCGUGACUGA